Hippocampus comes (tiger tail seahorse) is the source of this 2967-nucleotide messenger RNA. Its product is annotated as protein phosphatase Slingshot homolog 3. Gene Ontology annotation, biological process: negative regulation of actin filament polymerization; protein dephosphorylation. The record is from RefSeq and is a predicted model, not a curated record. The coding region runs from base 239 to 2053 and encodes 604 amino acids. Lineage: Eukaryota; Metazoa; Chordata; Actinopteri; Syngnathiformes; Syngnathidae. Gene Ontology annotation, molecular function: actin binding; phosphatase activity. The transcript has 17 exons.
UGCACACGACUGUAGUCGAGAAAACAACCACUAUAAGCGUCCUCCUCCCGCUCCUCCUCGAGUUUGGCACUUUUUGUACAUCAGACGAAAAUAGGCCCUGGGACUGCGUCUUGUAAACGAGAGAUUGUACGGGUGUCUGUGCCUGCACGCCUUUGGCUCGAGAAACCUGCCGAACUUGUCUGAGCUUGCCAGCAGCAGCCCAGCAACACGUUGAGUGGAGCGACACCUGCACCGUACAAUGGCUCUGUUGACUCUGCACAGGCUCCCCUCCAUCAGCGCUGCUCCCGAUGAAACCACCCAAAAAAGAGGACGAUUUCAGAAAAGGGAGAGCUUUGCCCUCGUGAAGGGAGCGGUGCUCCUGCUGGAAGAGGCCCAGAGAGAGGAGCCUCACGAGGAGACUUUGCUUCCCCAGAAACAAGAAGACUGUGCUUCAGACAAGCGUCACAGACACAUUCACGCCAUGGUUGAGCUGCUUCGACCAGAAGAUAGUAUCAAGCUGGCCGUGCAGCUGGAGUCCAUCAGUUCGGUUCGAAUCAGGUAUCUCAUCAUUGUCUCUACUCUCGCUAACAAAGACGAGACCAUCCUGCUUGGCAUGGAUUUCCCCAAACAGGACAGUGAUGAGUGCACCAUUGGCUUGGUUCUGCCCGUCUGGAGCGACACGCAAGUGUAUUUGGAUGGAGACGGCGGUUUCAGUGUCACAUCAGCAGAAGAAACAAGAAUUUUUAAACCGGUUUCCAUGCAGACCAUGUGGUCAGUGCUGCAGUCUUUGCACGGCUGUUGCGAGCGGGCCGUCAAAGGUGCCGUGAUCCCGGGCUGCGGCCUGGAGUGGGCCCAGCACUACCACCAGCACGUCGAGUCGGACCGCUUAUGCCUCAACGAGUGGGAGGCCAUGAAUGACUUGGAGUCGGUCAGGAAGGACAGCGACGGUCAGAAUAAUGCAGACCGAACCUCUAAAGAGAGGCUGAUCAAGGAGCACCUGAGAGACAUCAUGAGGACAGAAGACCUGGAUAACCUCACGUCCAAAAUGGUCCACACGGCCCUGAAGACGCGAAUCGGCUUCGACAUGAGGCCGUUCAAGGAGUACAUUGACAAUGAGAUUCUGGUUACCAUGGCUCAGAUGGACAAACCAUCAAAGAUUUUUGACUACCUUUACCUGGGCUCCGAAUGGAACGCGGCCAACUUUGAAGAGCUGCAGAAAAACAACGUGGGCUACAUUCUGAAUGUGACGAGGGAGAUCGAUAACUUCUUCCCAGAGUCCUUCACCUACAUGAAUAUCAGAGUGUAUGACGUGGAGGCCACUGACCUACUCCCCCACUGGACCGACACGUACAACUUUAUCAACACUGCAAGGAAGAGCGGACAGGCGGUGUUGGUGCACUGCAAGAUGGGCGUGUCUCGUUCCUCGUCCACCGUGAUCGCCUACGCCAUGAAGCAGCAGCGCUGGUCGCUGGACGUUGCCAUGGCCUACGUGAGGGAUCGCCGCUCCAUCGUUAAACCCAACGACGGCUUCAUGAAGCAGCUGCAGACCUACAAUGGUAUCCUCAACGCCAGCCAGCAGCGUCACAGUUUACUGUGGAGGCGAAAAUCCAAAGACCAAAGGCAGAAGUCUGAGCACAAAGACAACGGAGGGGAGUCAGGUGAUGAGGAAGAGGAGGAAGGAGAUGAGGAAGAAGGGGAUGAAGAGCAGGAGGAUGAAGGCCUUGACGAGGGUGACGACAUCACAGAGAGCAGUGACGAAAAUGAGGAGUCUGUGGAAGAGGUGUUUACGCAGCCCGAUUCCAACCAGGAAGCUGGGCAGAUAGCACCGCCUGUCGUCAUCACUGCUCCCAGUGUCAGUCGCAGUGGUAGGAUGAACCUCUUUUCCCUCAUGCAGUCCAUUAGUGAACUCGAUGAUGUGGAUAAAGGAUGCAGUCAGCUGCCUGCCAGUCCGCGACGAUCGCCGCACCAACGGAGGCGGAGCCACAGCCGAAAGGGUUUGAUUCACCAGAGUGCCUGUGUGGAUUUCUCGCCCGAACCACGGAGUCUACCGGACGCGGCCCACGACAAACCUUGAAGAAGUCAGAGGAAAGAAGAGAACUUUUUUGUUUUAGAACCCGAAGGAACAGGACUUCUUUUUACGUAUCCAUGUUGUGCCAUUGAACCAAUGUUUCACUGCUGAUGCAAAGUUGUUGUUGUACUGCUGCAGUGUUUGAGCGACUGGCUCAGGCUCGUCUGUUUAGUCCAGCGUCCUGUGUUUCAACAUUUCAACACUCCAGAUGUCAACUAUGCAACUUUAAUUUUUUUUACAUGCUGCCAAUUGAAGGAUUUGUCCGAUCAGAAGAGUCACAUGACUCACAAAUUCUCACUGAAGGUUUUGCUAGUUUCUAAGCUGUAUUUUCUGGACCAAGUUAGGGCCAGUUUUAUGCUGCCCACCUCAUUAUCAGUAAGUCUGUAUUCCAAUGUGCCAACGAAUAUGUCAAAUUGAUUAUUUUUAUCACUAUUUCAAACCAAUGUCAUAUGUAUUUUAUGUUAUUACAGCUGUAUGAGUGCCUUCUAGCAGUGAAUGACGAUAUUGUGUUUAUAGACCACUGUAUGUUUCUACUGUUGUCACAUGCUUGGAAUGUACCAUCCCGGGUUUUCGCAUGUUGUUGCACGGAUAAUUACCUGCUGAUGUUUUGUACCAACCGGUGAAAUUUUUCAUUCAGGUGUUCAAUCUUGUGUAUUUAUGUUUUGCUUUCUUAUUCCAAAUCCUGUUUGUGGGAUUUCCGGAUACUGAUUGGAUUGUUUUUCCGUCACUAACAGCUCAUCCUUUAACAUGCACGCAUGUUAUUAUUCAACACGUCAGACAGCCUGAGCCAACUUUAAGCUGCAUUAUGUUGAAUACUGUUUUAUAAGCACUGUUCACUUCUUCUGCUGUGUUUCACUCCACUGUAUGCAGCUCACGUGUGUUUAUAAGCACAGCAAAAUAAAAACCAACCAACAAUUGUU